This is a messenger RNA of Zeugodacus cucurbitae (melon fly), 3079 nucleotides long. RefSeq lists its product as uncharacterized. The record is from RefSeq and is a predicted model, not a curated record. The transcript is spliced from 5 exons. The coding region runs from base 124 to 2904 and encodes 926 amino acids. Lineage: Eukaryota; Metazoa; Arthropoda; Insecta; Diptera; Tephritidae.
AUUUAAUGUAGCGAGGUAUGGUAGCACUUGAGAAUAUGUAAAACUUGGUAUCACUGGCUAUUCUAUGCAAUUUUGUAUUUUUGCUUGUGCGGUUCUAUUAUUUUGAAUUUAAAUAAAACACAAAUGCGUUGUUUGCAUAAAGCGUUGGCAUUGUUUGACCAAGAAUCACCGAUGGAUUAUUGCGAGGAAUUCGACGAUACAAAAUCGGUAUUGGCUUACUGUAACAAACAUGUGAAGCCUUUCUCUAAAGUACAUUUCCGUGGCGGCAAUGAUCUAUUCAUCAACGAAUUAGUACGCCGUCUGCAGGAAACAUUACUCGACCGGCAAUUGAUCGAUCCGGAAACUAAAAAACCAUUAGCGAAGGCACAUCAGAAACUGCGCAAAAUUCUGAUAUUUUUGUUUGCCAACACCGAUGCUACUUACAAAUACAAUUUACGCGAAGACCCCACAAUUGCACACGUUUUGGAACAGUGCCCUCUACUACCGAAAUUCUUAUUAAUAACACUCGUUUGGGAGUUGCAACUAGACCAAUUUUUCUACGAAACACUCUCAUAUACACCGUGUUGGUUCGCUUUCCAAUAUUUCGAAACAGCUGCAGACACAAUGAAAUACAUUGAAGAUCCAUAUGAAGUUUUAGAAAAAGUAGAGCAACUAAUGCGUGCCUUGCUCAUUUGCAUAUCGCGUUCGGAAUAUCGCAAGAUUGACAUGGUGGAUAAGAAAAUCAUUUACAACAAAUUGUAUGAUUACAGCAUGAAUUUACUGCGUCAAUUCUAUACACCUGACUCUGAAAAAUUUAAGCAAUUCAGUAAAUUGCAAUUUUUUCGUUACUCAGGAUUUGCCUUAAAACACUUGCUACAAAUGAUCUUGUUUGCAUUUGACUUAUAUGAAGCGCCAGAGAAGGCAAAGCCAAAUAUAAAUGUAGAUAUUUAUGAAAUUUGUCAAGAAAUAUGUCCGCUAGUGCCAAAUAUUACAGCAGUUAAACCCUCGGAUAAGCUUAAAGAGCAACAGUUAAAGAUAAUAAAAGCUCUACUCAAUUCACUACAAUACAAUGUUAUGUUGGUUAAAAUAGAUGUUUUCAUGUAUUGGGUUGAAGUAGAUAUUACUCCCACUACGACACUACAAUUAUCAAUUGGUGAAAUGAUUUACGAAGUUGGUGAACGUAUGCGCGCAAAUUCUAAAUUUGGACAUGAUGUCGAAGCGCAGCUAAAACUGCUGGCGAUUAAACCUAAAACGCUCAGUGAGACAAUUGAAACUGCAACGUUGGGAGAAAUCUUGCGUAACUUGGACGAAAAUUCGCCGCAACACGUUAAAAAAGCAUGGUUCGAUGAGCUUUUUAAUCGGUCCAUUGCGCUGGGUAACGAUGAAUGCCUGGAAGCCAUCAAAGAACACAUCAAGUUAAUGACACUGCAUAAUUGUCAGCAGGCCUUACAAUUUAUCAAACAAUCAUCGCAGCUUUCACAAUUACAGGCUAGCGACAAUGAAACUGAAGAAGGUGGCGGAGAAGGCGAAAAUAGUGAGAAAACGCAAAUAGAUCGAAAUGAUUUUGAAACUUUGACAUCAUUAAUGCUUUUGGGCAUACAGAAUUUUAAAUCCGAAGAUAUAUUACAAUUGUUAACUUUUCAAACAAAAUUAUUCGGCAAAUCUACAAAUAUUUGCUGUCAAGACGACUACCAACGACGAGUAACCGAGUUUCUCAACAAAUAUGCCAAUUCAUUUGAUUUCCAACAAUUCCUUGUGCUCUGUUUCGAGUACCCCUCUCAAAUGUGGAGCAAAUUCUUUGAGUGUGCCUGCCACAAUUCGGAACAUGUACGCAACUUCUGCAAAACAGUACAACAAUCUCGACCAUUUUCUAAUAUUUACUUUGACGAAUUGCUCGAAAACGCAAUGCAUGAUGCCGACAAGCUAAAGCAAAAGAAAUUCCCUGAGCUUUUGUGUGAAAUAUAUUUUGUUCUCUACCAUCCUUCGCGAAAAACAGAAUUUUUGAAACAAUUUAUGAAUAAAAAUGUCAAUGCAUUCUUAGAAGCACAACGCUUUGGGCAUUUGCUGCCAAUUGUGAAGGCUUUGAAUCUAAUUGCAGCCCAUGGCGAAACACAAUCAAAUAAACCAUUAACAUUUGGUGAAGUUACUGCACCGGUGUUACUGAUGGCUGCACAAAUUAUGGAUAAAGCGCGUUGGGAUCUGAUCACGUAUACAGAUGAACGAGACGAAUUGGUGCGUGAAUGUAUACAAUUUAUACAAUACACGUCCAAGAGAUUUCUACCAGUAGCAACAGAAAAAGAUCGCAAAUGGAUUACCAAAGUAAUUAAGGAUUCGUAUCGACCCAUAACACAGUAUUAUUUUCAAAAAUUCUCACAGACACCAGACCAACCGCCGAUCGACUUCGAUCGUUUUCUCAUACGUUUGGAAAUUGAGGACAAAUCAGAGGCUGAAAUGUUUCUUAUUAUUAAUUAUGUACGUUGCACCAUGAAAGAGACUGAAUGGCUGGCCCGUAGUGAGCGUCUCCUGCCACACAUUUCCGAUGUGCUCAUAAUUUUAAGUGGCGUUGUUGUUGAAACAGACAAUCCAAAUGCUAUCAAUAACUAUCGCCACUGCCUAACAAAUUAUGCAAAUAUUGUAGUAAAAUUUGUAUUGCCACCCUUGAAAAACGAUACGAAAAAAAUUGAAAAAUUAAUGCUCAAAGUGUUGAAAAUUAUAGAAUCAGCACCAACGCAAUUAUAUGAAGAAGUCUUUAUGAGUUUUACGCCUUUACUUCUGGAUAUAAUGCGAAAUUGCGCGCAUCCAUUGAAAGACGAGGAUAACGUAGUGAAAUCUGUGCGCAAAUUCAUUGGUAGCAUGAAAGACUGUCAAGGAAAAGAACUGUUCUUGGAAAAGUUCCAAGCAUUAGUAACUGAACUAUUAACCUAAAUUCGACUACCUUUGCUAUUUGUUGAAAGUAAAUUGAAUUACUUUAAUUUUCAUUAAAUUUCAGCGCCCUAUGAAUUAAAUUCUGAAAAAUAACUGUGAAUACAAUUUUUGUUAUUAAAUUUCUAAAUAUUAAUUUUUUUUGUUUAAAUUAUAAAAUAUUUGAAUUUGAAUUGUU